Molecule: messenger RNA, 2609 nt
Organism: Chlamydomonas reinhardtii
Lineage: Eukaryota; Viridiplantae; Chlorophyta; Chlorophyceae; Chlamydomonadales; Chlamydomonadaceae
Exons: 17
Coding region: 207-2243 (678 amino acids)
Source: RefSeq, a predicted model, not a curated record
AACAGGACCGCGGGCGAGUUGAGCAAGAGUCCAGAAACGUCUACUUGCACUCUUGGCAUAAAUCCAAUCUUGAAUCUAUCGCUUGCUAAUAUUGGGUACUCGAAAUGCUUCACGGAUCCAAACAAGGAGUGCGGAGUGCAGAGAAUGGACGCUGUCGUGGCGCAUUCCGCUCGGGCGCUGCACCUCGCGCCCGCGGGAGUUCUAUGAUGUGCUCUGCAUCAGCAACACUGAGCGCUGCGCCAAAGGCUUCCGACCCCGCGACGCCCGUCACGCUCCCCCCGUCGCUUCGUAAUGCCGUUGCGGUGUUGGAGGCGCCGAACCCAACUGCUCCGGGCGGCAAGACCAGCGUGUACCUGCUGGCCAUGUCGCACGUCUCCAAGCGCAGCGUGGAGCAGGUGCACGAGCUGAUCCACCUGGUGCGGCCCGAGGUGGUGGCUGUGGAGCUGUGCAAGGAGCGGUCGGGGCUGCUGGUGGACCCGGAGGACGCCGCCACGGCGCCCAAGGUGUGGCACAGCCGCAAGAUCCAGAUCGAGGGCCUGCCUGAGGACGAGGCCAGCAAGGGCUGCUGGCCCAGCUCGGAGCAGCUGCAGGCGCUGCUGACGUGCCGGCCGGGGCGGCCCGUGAACCAGCAGGACAUCGAGGGCGACGUCAUCCGAUUGCUCAGCACCGGCCUGUUUGCCAGCUGCCGUCCCGGCGCCUCCAAUGCCGGACGCGAGGAGGCGCCCGCCUUCCUGGUCAAGCCGCCCGCCGCCGACGCGGCCGCGACCGCAGCGGCGGCCGCCGCCGGUCCCGACCUGUCACUGGUGCCGCCGCUGGGCGCCAUUCGCUUCCGCGUGACGCCGCGCAGCCUGCCCGCACUCACCGGCCUCAGCGCGCGCGUGGACAGCAGCCUCAAGAGUGCCAAUGUGGACCAGCGGGCUCUGGACGCCAUCUGCCUCAAGGCCACGGACGAGUGCAAGGCGGGUGCCAGCGGCCUGGUGGCGCUGCUGCGCACCCGGCAGCGCGUCAAGGAGCUGCUGGCGGGACACGAGGUGACGGUGUCGUUCACGGGUGUGGAUUCGGGCCGUGUGGAGAUGAUCGUCAAGGCCACCAAGCCCACAGACCCCGCCUACGCCUCGGGUCUGGAGCCCACGGCUGUGAACGGCGAGGGCUUUGGCAUUGAGCCCUUCCGCCCGCAGCGCAAGAUGUUCGAGGUGAGCAAGAAGAUGUUCAUCCCAAGCGAGACUUUGGAGGCGAUGCGGGCGGCGCGCAUGGGCGCGACGGCGGCGGCGGCGGCCAGCACCGACGGCGAGGCGGAGAGCGCCAGCGCCAGCGGCCGCGUCGGCAGCGUGGCGCACGCGCGUGUCAAGGCCCCGCUGCGGCCGUGGACUGCGGAGGAGCUGGAGGCUGCCAAGGCCGACUACCCGCCCGUGCGGCCCGUGCAGGACUCCCUGGCCCGCUUCAUGAGCUCCACCUACGCGCGCAUCCAGUCCAAGGCCGGGCGCACCCUGGAGCUGGAGCCGGGGGCGGCGUGGCGGGCAGCCAUGGAGGCGGCGACACAGGUGGGCAGCAGUGCGGUGCUGCUGGCGGACCGGCCGGCGGACGUGACGGAGCACCGCAUGGGCGCGGGCCUGGCCAAGGACUCGGGCGUGCGGCUGGCCGCUUCUCUGGCGCUGCUCAUUGGCGGGCUGGUUGCGGAGCUGGGCGGCGCAUUCGCCUCCCUGCCCGACCAGGCGGAGGCGGGCGCCGUGGCGGCGGCGGUGGCGGCGGCGGUGGCGGUGGCGGCGCCAGUUGUGGGGCCCUUCCUGGAGGUGUCGCGGUUCGCGGACAUGAGUGCGGACCAGAUCGAGGACGCGGUGGCCAUCAAUGAGCCCAUCAGCGGGGGAGACCUGUCCAAGCCCCUCAAGCUGUACGGCGAGGACGCGCUGCUGGACUGGCCCGGCGCCUUCCCCGCGCUCAUCAGCGAGCGCGACAGCUUCAUGGCCAAGGCGCUGGCGGCGGUGGCCACGGGCAAGGCCCCGGUGGUGCCUCUGUACGUGCUGGACGACGUGGACGGCUCGGCCGUGUGGCGCUACGCCAUGCCCGAGGCCGGGCCCGCGCGCGCCGCGCCGCCCGGCUUCGGCGACGGCGGCGUGGGGCCCCUGGCGGGCGUGCGGGCCGUGGUGGGCGUGAUCGGCAGCGCGCACGUGCGCGGCAUGGUGCGGGACUGGCAGGCGGCGGUGAAGGACACGACGGUGGAGCCGCUGCUGGCGGAUGCGGAGUAGGUUGCGGGGGCUCUGGGGCUGUGGAAUUAAGAGUUAGGGAGGUGGACCGGUGAGGAGGAGGGGCUGCGAUUACUGACGUGCAGGCUUAGGUGAGAUGGUAAGAAUGCGAGGUGCGCGUGCUGAUGGGAGGAGCUGGUGAGCGGGACUGAACAGAUGCAUGUGGGGUACUGAACGGGCAGGCAUGGCGGAAUACGGAUACCAGUAUGGUGGCAGCUGCCCUGUACUGGGACUGGAGCUCAUGUGUUAUGGUUGGGGUGGCCUCUGGACUCAGGUUGGGGGCCAGGUGCGAAGGUCAACAAGUUGCUGCGGUGCCAGACUGUGUGGAACUGGGGAUGCCAGUUCACCCACGUGUAACCACAUGACCUG